UCAUACAAAUAGCAUGCCCGUUUGAUUCUUCUUGAACACUCUUACUACAUUGUAAAAAUUUUCAGUAACCACUAACAUAAAUCACCCACAAUUCACUUGCCAAUAGAUCCAGCACAUGGCUGGAGGCAUAAAUUGAAAUUCUACUCGAUUUUCGACCACAAGAUAGGUAGCAAGAAUCUUUGAGGCACUUUCUCAGGAAAUAUUUCAUACAAAGUCACGACAGUUUUACGACAAGAUCCUUAUAGCUUAUCGAUGUAACAUUUCUGUAUUGCAAAUAAAAUGUUUUACAGCCGUAUUUCACUGUUACGCCACUGCAAAAACGGCAUUGUCGAUAUGAAUACCCACAAAAUAUUAGUGGAAUUCGCGAUUGUGGUGCUCCCGGUUUUAUGCGAAAAAAGUAUUCUCAAUACGGACAGUUUGCGGAAAAAGAUCGCAUUGGAAGUGCUGAAAGUGAGUCCAGUCAGCACUGUGGUGUCGCCGUUCGCGUUGAGCCUGCCUCUGUGUCAGCUGGCUUCGGUGGCGAAAGGACAUGCCAAGGAGGAACUUAUGUCUGCCCUCGGGAUACCGAGAGAAAGUGAGAUUAAAAACUACUACAUCAAUGUCUACAGAGAACUGUUAGUGUUUUUGAGCUCUACCCUCAUGCUGAAGAACAUGAUAUACCUAAACGAUAGCCUUGAGGUGGACCGGGCCGUAAUGAAUGCUUCGAGUUAUUACGGGGUCCGUAUAGACAAAGUCGGGUUUCGGUAUCCGAAAGCAGCAGCCAAGUUUAUGAACCAUUGGUUCGCACAAGAAACACUCUACCGUGUCGCCACUUUGAUUGAUGAAGAAGACAUCGACAUUACAACGUCCAUGGUUAUACUAAACGGCAUAUAUUUUAAAGUCGCAUGGGACCAACCUUUUGACGGUCAGUUUACAAGGCCCCAAAAAUUUUAUGACUUGAGCAACAAAAUUUGGAUGAUCCCAAUGUUUAGCAAAAUUGACAGUUUAAAGUUUUUAGACGAUGUCAACAAUCAUGUGAAGAUUGUAAACCUAAACCUCAUGGCUCCAGGAGCAACCAUAACAUUUUUCCUCCCAGAGAACAGGGCAGGUUUACCAGACCUCAUCAACAAAUUCUCCAAUGACCCUUAUCUGAUGAAGAAGAUGAUGAGCGAGUUACGAAUAAAAACGAUGCCUAUGAGGUUGUAUCUCCCAAGGAUGAAGAUUAAAACGUACGUCGACUGGACUGGAUUUAUAAGACUGAUAGGCGUUAAUGACAUUUUCUCUGUAAACGACUCUGGUUUGGAAGGGAUGCUGGGAAGUGAUUCGAGGGGCAAAGUGUACCUGAGUAAGGCGAAGCAAAAGGUCUUCCUGGAAAUGGACGAGACGGGGGUGACGUGGUUUCAGAACCCAGUUAAUACAGACAAAGAACGGGCCGCUCGCGAGUUCGCCGAGUUCGGAGACAACCUUGAACAAGUGGUGUUUGACCACCCCUUUCUGUUCGUGGUACAGUUGGCGGGCAAGGGAGAGCCCCACCAUUUGCUGACUGGCGCUUUUUACGGCCCAGAGGAAGAAGAAUAA
Molecule: messenger RNA, 1557 nt
Organism: Ostrinia nubilalis (European corn borer)
Lineage: Eukaryota; Metazoa; Arthropoda; Insecta; Lepidoptera; Crambidae
Gene: serpin-33
Product: serine protease inhibitor 3/4-like
Exons: 9
Coding region: 280-1557 (425 amino acids)
Molecular function (GO): serine-type endopeptidase inhibitor activity
Source: RefSeq, a predicted model, not a curated record